GAGCCCACCCCUGCCUCCCCCCUGCCUCCUCCUGCUUCCGCUCGUAUUGUAGGCUGCUGGUAGAGAGGAAGGAUAUUUGAGAGCGAAAAUGGGAGUAGAAAUUGAGACGAUAACUCCAGGCGACGGGCGGACAUUUCCGAAGAAGGGGCAGCUCGUCGUGGUGCACUACGUCGGGACACUCGAAGAUGGGAAAGUGUUUGACUCUUCGCGGACUCGGGGGAAGCCGUUCAAAUUUAAAAUCGGAAACCAGGAGGUUAUCCGUGGCUGGGAGGAAGGAGUAGCCCAGAUGAGUGUAGGUCAGCGGGCAAAGCUCAUUUGCUCACCAGACUUUGCCUACGGCAGCAAAGGUCACCCAGGGAUCAUCCCACCAAAUGCCACUCUCACCUUCGACGUGGAGCUGCUCAGUCUGGAAGUCUGAAACUUGUGCACUCAACUUUGUUUAAUUCCACUCAGAUUAUCAGGGUUGACUCCUAUCUCGGGAACAUGGAGGAAAAAUGUUAACAGAUGAUUCCUGCUCUUGAUUCCAGCAUAGGACCUAUGUCUAUAGCUUCAUUAGUCCACUUUCCUUUCAUUUAGAUACAAAUCGUGUUAUGUCACUUGCUUUAAACCUUUAUCCUUCAACACUAUAUGCUUCAGAUUCUUUACAGUAAUAAGUCAUAGGCCUUCCCAUCCCAUGUAUUUUGUCAUAUUCUGCUUUGUAUUUUUAUGGUGAUGUUUUUUUUUUUUAUUAUUAUUUGACAUAAAUUGACUUUAUUUGACUCACAAAACGUGUCUGCCAUCAGGACCACCUUUUAAGUAAGUACUGAAUCAGUCUCAUUCCUGUGGCUCUGUGGCCUUUACAAUAAAAUUGUAUUGAUUGCGGGUAAAGAAUUGUCUUGAAUAAAAUUAAGAAUAAAUUGUUUGACACGAUA
Molecule: messenger RNA, 911 nt
Organism: Mugil cephalus (flathead mullet)
Lineage: Eukaryota; Metazoa; Chordata; Actinopteri; Mugiliformes; Mugilidae
Gene: fkbp1aa
Product: FKBP prolyl isomerase 1Aa
Exons: 5
Coding region: 89-418 (109 amino acids)
Molecular function (GO): peptidyl-prolyl cis-trans isomerase activity
Source: RefSeq, a predicted model, not a curated record